GCAUUCCAACCCCUGUCUUUCUCUAAAUUUUGGAGACAGAGUGUGGGAGAAGACGAAGAGUAGAGGGGGAGGAGAUUGGCAUCUGUGAGAAAAGCCCGAUUGCAGCAGAAGAGAGAGGGCUACUGAGGGUUACAGAACCAGCCACUUGGCCACAGGAACUGAAAUUUGCAAUCUAAGUGCAUCCUGACCGAGGCCCGGAUGCAAGCACACCCAUACCAAACCAGCAACCUAAGAAUAAUACACCCUUUAUCCCUCCACUACAUCUUGCUCCGUUCAAGCCGGGUAAAAGUGUUUACUCCCAGAUCAAGAUGCAGCGAGUUACCGGUGAAGCCUGGACCUGGUCUGAUCAUCCACGGCGCCACGCCUAACCUUGUCCUAGUUGUAGUAGCACAGCACAGUAUGCACAGUAUGCACAGUAUGCACAGUAUUCACAUGGGAAAGAAGACGACCUUCAGCCUCUUAUUGAGGGAGCUGCCAAGACAACACUCCUCACUCCACCCAGUCCCUUCCUCUCCAGCCAGGCCAGAUGGGACACAAUAUAAUAUAUAUCCCAUCUGAGCCACGAGGACAGAAGUAUAGUCUCACUCAGCUACGUGAGCAACAAGAAGAGAGCUCAUACCCCAGUCCAUAGCUAGACUCUCUCUCACUAAGCCAGCCUCUACAGAGCACUCAUCCUGAGGCAUCCCUGCAGCAGAGAGAGUUCUGCCGACACCACCACGGCCCGCAUCAGAUUCUGCUGAGCAUGCGUAGCCAUCACCCAAUGAAGAGGAUAAGGCUUGUGAUGGACAGUAUGACAACUGUGAGUUGACUGACCCUCCACCGUGGCCUCCAGCAUGUGAUGAGUCACUACUGCCGCGUCAUCAGAGUGACACUCCAAGCCUACAGUGCAGCUACCAAGAGCCUCCUCCAACAGCAGCUGAGUUCUCUCAGUCCCGGCACUCACCACACCUGUCUGAAAGCUAUUCCUCCACUAGUGGUCCAGCUAAGAGACAUACUGUACUUACCUAUCAGCUCCCAGACACUUCCAGUGUGGAGAACCAGCCCGCUGACGGUGCCAGGGUGUAUCUACCUGUCCCUGCCACUGGUUCUCAUGUUGCCCUCAGCAUGGCUAUCCAUCCUGUUCCUAACAAGGUGAUCCAGUCUUAGCAUCAGUCAGCAGUCAGCCAUCGUGGAGCUCCAGACCACCUACCCCGGUCCCGGAGCCCAGACCAGCUACCACAGAUGGGUCCCAGCCUGCCCCUUCCCCCAGGGUUCCUGCUGAUUACUACAACGCUAACCCGUUCUUCCCUCAGGUUCCAGUCUGCCACAGAGUAUGGGGCUGAGCCUACCCCUGUUAGGUCAGACUCAGCGCCUUCCACUCAGGAGGGGCAGCGUUCUCUACCUACCAUGGCAGCCCAGCCAGACCUGAGCCUGAAGGUACAAGCUGGCCCUGUCUUCAGGUCACCACCUCCUGCAACAGAGAGCCAUCGUGUUGUAUCCACAGGGCCACAGACCGCCGUUGAUGCAGAUCAUCAGCCAGCACCUCCUUCUCUGCCACCAGCCGCAGCCCAGGGAUCCUUAGCCCCUGUCUCAGUAUCUCUUCCACCAGCUGUAGCCCAGGGGCCACUACCUGGCUCUAAGCUAAGAGUCAUCCCUGUUCCCGUUAGGGGGGCUUCAGAAGCCAACAACAAGCCCCCACCUGCUCCUGAUGAGGAGCCCAGCUCAUCUCCAGCCACGGUCCCUCCAAAGUUGCUAGGACUACAGUACUACAGACCACUGGGUGUGGCCUCAGUGGAAGCUCCCAGCAGCAGCCAUCAUGGUUCUCCUGCUCAUGUCUGUGACUGUGCUGCAUCUGCUCACUCUGGCCAUGCUGUUCAUCGCUACCAUGGAGAAGUCCUGGUGGGUCUGGACCGAUGCUGAGAUCACAGACCUCUGGUAUAACUGCAUUCAUGACAACGUAACGGGAAACUGGCUGUGUGCUGCCUCUAAUGAAAAUGACUGGUUGCAGGUUGUCCAAGCCCUGAUGGUCCUCUCUGUGGUCUUCUGCUCUAUCUCCUUCCUGGUCUUCCUGGGUCAGCUCUUCACCAUGUCUAAAGUCGGGGUCUUCUAUUUCACAGGCCUUUGUCAGGUCUUCGCAGGUUUCACAUCAUUUGCUGCCUCGCUCAUCUUCACGUUCCACCGUAAGGAGAUCCUGGAGGACUCUAGAGACCUGAGCAUGGGUCACUUUGGCUACUGCUUCAUCCUGGCAUGGUCCUGUGUACCCCUCCUGCUCUUCAGUGGAGUUCUAUAUGUCCACCUGCGCAAGAGGCAGUGAGCCAAGACAGACGUGAGGGCAAUAAGCAGCAUCAUUCAGUAUUACUUGAUACUGUUAUCCUGUUAUCACUCGACUGUGGUGAACAACAACAGAGACACAAUGUGCGAUGAAAGAGAGUUACAUACACUACAUGACCAAAAGUAUAUGGACACCUGCUAUUGAACAUCUCAUUCCAAAAUCAUGGGCAUUAAUUUG
This is a messenger RNA of Salvelinus sp. IW2-2015, 2488 nucleotides long. It is a transcript of the gene emp3a, whose product is annotated as epithelial membrane protein 3a (MAM blood group). NCBI's taxonomy places the organism in Eukaryota, Metazoa, Chordata, Actinopteri, Salmoniformes, Salmonidae. The record is from RefSeq and is a predicted model, not a curated record. Gene Ontology annotation, cellular component: plasma membrane.